This is a messenger RNA of Erigeron canadensis, 1972 nucleotides long. Its product is annotated as protein NRT1/ PTR FAMILY 5.6-like. Gene Ontology annotation, cellular component: membrane. Gene Ontology annotation, biological process: transmembrane transport. NCBI's taxonomy places the organism in Eukaryota, Viridiplantae, Streptophyta, Magnoliopsida, Asterales, Asteraceae. The record is from RefSeq and is a predicted model, not a curated record. The coding region runs from base 59 to 1825 and encodes 588 amino acids. The transcript is spliced from 4 exons. Gene Ontology annotation, molecular function: transmembrane transporter activity.
UAAGCACAAACAUAUAGAUAACAUCUCCAAUAUUAUCAUUUUACAUCACAAGUGAGAUAUGGAGAAUAAUGGAGGAGAAGUUGAUGAGCAAAAAUGGGUUUAUGAUUCUUCAUUAGAUCACAAAGGAAGAUUACCUCUUCGUGCUUCAACUGGUGCAUGGAAGGCAUCUCUUUUCAUUAUUGUAAUCGAAUUUGGUGAAAGGUUGAGUUACUUUGGGUUAGCAACAAGUAUGAUUAUAUACCUUACCAGAGUUAUCCAUCAAGAUAUCAAGACAGCGGCUAAAAGCGUCAAUUAUUGGACUGGUGUAACGACCCUGAUGCCUCUUUUAGGAGGCUUUAUAGCCGAUGCCUACUUGGGACGUUUUGCUAUGGUCCUCUUCUCUUCGGCUAUAUAUCUCAUGGGUCUGGUUUUGUUGACAAUGUCUAAUAUGAUUCCGGGCUUAAAACCAUGUUCAAGCCAUGGGAUUUGUGAAGAACCAAGAAAAAUCCACGAAGUAGUGUUCUUCGUUGCAAUAUAUUUGAUCUCUAUUGGAACAGGAGGACAUAAACCCGCCUUGGAGAGUUUUGGAGCGGAUCAGUUUGACGAAGAUCAUGAAACCGAACGAAAAAUGAAGAUGUCGUUUUUUAACUUGUGGAAUGCAGGGCUUUGUGCUGGAUUGUUGCUCAGUGUUACUGUUAUUGUCUAUGUGCAAGAUAAUUUAGGUUGGGGUGCCGCGGAUAUCAUUCUCACCACUGUAUUGGCUUGUAGUAUGGCGAUCUUUUGUGUUGGUAUGAGGUUUUAUCGAUAUAGAAAUGCCACAGGAAGUCCACUUACGCCAAUGGUUCAAGUAUGUGUUGCAGCAUAUGCUAAAAGGAGGCUCCCCCACCCUUCGGAUGCUACUUUUUUAUAUGAACUUCCAAAGUCAGAAAAGUCUCAACAAAGGCUCCUCUGUCAUACCAGAAGCCUUAAGUUUCUUGACAAGGCGGCUAUUCUUGAAGACGAAGAGCAUUUUAACAACAACCAACAUGAUCCAUGGAAACUAUCAACGGUGACAAAAGUGGAAGAAUUGAAGCUACUUAUUAACAUAAUCCCAAUUUGGCUAACUUCUCUACCGUUCGGCAUAUGUGUAGCACAAACAUCCACAUUUUUCAUCAAACAAGCAUCCUUACUCAACCGUGAGAUCACACAUAAUUUUGUUAUCCCACCAGUCUCCAUAUACGCUCUAUCUGCUUGUGGAAUGAUCCUUUCGGUGUUGGUUUAUGAUAGAGUUCUUGUCCCUUUAUCAAGAAGGUUAACAGGUACAGAAAGAGGAAUAGACAUUCUCCAGAGGAUCGGAAUUGGAAUGGUAUUUUCAAUCAUGACAAUGAGCAUAUCUGCAUUGGUUGAAAAAAAAAGAUUAAAUGGCGUACUAAGUGGUUCUGUAUCAAUGAGCGUAUUCUGGUUAGCCCCACAGUUUAUAAUCAUAGGAAUCGCAGAUGGGUUUACCUUAGUUGGUCUGCAAGAAUAUUUCUAUGAUCAGGUUCCAGACUCGAUGAGGAGCUUAGGAAUUGCAUUGUACUUAAGUGUAAUUGGAGCUGCAAAUUUCUUGAGUAGUUUCUUGAUCACAAUUGUGGAUCAUGUGACCGACAAAGCUUUUGGCAAGAGUUGGUUUGGAAAAGACUUGAAUCAUAGCCGUUUGGACUUGUUUUAUUUGGUCUUGGCGGUCAUAACAGGCGUAAAUUUGUUGGUGUACAUAUGUGUAGCAAGAAGAUACUCCUAUAAAGCUGUGCAGACAAGGUCUAAUGUGGUUUUGGCUGAUUUCUACGAUGGCAACGCUCAUUAUCAUCACAAAACUGAGAAGCUAUAGUACUGUACUGGGAUUUUAGGAUAUAUCUGUAAUUUGAAGUAUUUGUAUUAAGUCGCUAAAUGAAUGGACAGCAUACAUAUCAUUCUGUUAAAAACUCUAAUUGCAGCAAUUGCAAUUAUGUACUAAUGUAUUAUCCAUUUAGUAGUA